Messenger RNA from Prinia subflava (tawny-flanked prinia), 1765 nucleotides. It is a transcript of the gene DPH3, whose product is annotated as diphthamide biosynthesis 3. The transcript is spliced from 3 exons. NCBI's taxonomy places the organism in Eukaryota, Metazoa, Chordata, Aves, Passeriformes, Cisticolidae. The record is from RefSeq and is a predicted model, not a curated record. The coding region runs from base 51 to 299 and encodes 82 amino acids.
GCCGCCUCUUCCCGUCCGCCCCGGCCCGGCUCCCGGCUCUUCCCGGCGGCAUGGCCGUGUUCCACGACGAGGUGGAGAUCGAGGACUUCGAGUACGACGAGGAGACCGGCACCUACAGCUACCCGUGCCCCUGCGGGGACCGGUUCCUCAUCACGCGGGAGGACCUGGAGAACGGGGAGGACGUGGCCACCUGCCCCAGCUGCUCCCUCAUCCUGCGCGUCAUUUACGACCAGGAGCAGUUCAUGCGGGAUGAAGUCGUGGCGGAACCUUUGCAAAACAAGGAAUUGGUCAAGUGCUGAUGAAUGCAUCGUGGACUGGGCUGCUUUGUGAUGAGAAAGUAUGGGGAUGGUGGCUGCGGGAAGAGCUGUGGUUCUCCUUCUGGAAGUGCUUGCUGCUGUGGGAUACAAGUGCAACAAUUGUCUGGCUUCUGAACAUGAAUGAGAGUUUGCUGGGACAUCAGACACAUGAAUGCAUUUUGUUCCAAAAGGGUAUACUAAAAAAAAUAUAAGUUGCUGUAUGUAUUCCAGAAGACUUGAGGGUUAUGAUCCUAAUUUACAGCAAGUCAAUACACAGAAGAGGAUUGUGGAGUUGGGAAAUUAUAACAUUUAGUCUAGCAGUGGCUUCUUAGCCUGUGGAGAAAAAUAGGCCUUGUGUUGGUCUAUGCGAGUGUGAAAUGGCACAGAGAGCUGAAAUGUUGGGAGGCAAGACUUAGGGGUCCACGGGACACAAAGCCAUACGGAGUUGACAGAGUGCAGCUUCUCCCAGGAUGUGGUCUCGUGUACUUCCAGCCCACACUGAAUAUGGGGAGAAAACAAGAGGCCCAGAGCCAACAUCUCCCAAGUGUUGGUAAAUUGUCUUUAUGCCUGUAAGCACAGGGAAGGUGCAGUUGUCUGUGUACCUGCAGUGGGGGCAACACUUGAGUUGGGGCAGAUUUGUUUCCUAAAUUGCUUGUAAAGUUGAUUUGAAAGAACUUUGGUAGUUGUUACCAAAUGACUCUGACAUAAUAGUGAUACACUUUUGAGGGUGUUGUGUGAAAUGGAGUCAACUUUUUUUACCCCUGCACAACUACUAAUGUGCAGAUAGACUGGAACUCGAAGUGGGUUCUAUUUUGCCCCUGUAUUCUCAACAGCUUCGUGAUUUGACUGCUGCAGUAGAUACAAAAUGGGCUGCAGUUCUUUGUGCCAUUUGUAGUAAAUUUCUCAGCCUUCCUAUAUUAGAUUCUGUCACUUCCUGGAUAGGACACAUUUCACUUAAUUAACAAAAGGAUUUUUUAGACUAGGAAAGAAUCGUGAGAACAUACAAUUUAAUUCCACAUUGAUUCCAAGAUUACUUCUUUCAAGCCCACUGCACUUGAAUAUUUACUUAAAAUUGUGGUCAUUCCUGUGUUUUAAUAGGUUUUGACAUCUGUGAAGUUAAAUUUGGGGAAAAGUACCUGUGAAGAGUUUAUAUAGCUGUUUUGCUCCAGGCACUAAAGAUAAGUAAGUUUUACUGGAUUCUUGCAUUUCGUUUUUUUUGUUCUUACAGCAUUCUGUGAAUGUUGAAGAUGAACAUUCUAGUUAUUUUAAAAGAAAGAAAACCCCCUACAUCUAGUUGAAAGUUUUGAAUGCAGUAAACACAACCCAGAGUGUUUCCAUGCUUAAACCAGGAGGUGGCACCCGUGUUCCUUUGACAUAUGUGCUUAAAAAAAAAUGUUGUGGUACUUUGGUUAGCUAUGCCUUAUCGAAUAUUUAUUUUGACUAUUUAAAUAAAGAUAUUUAAGAUUCCA